Nipponia nippon (crested ibis) is the source of this 867-nucleotide messenger RNA. The record is from RefSeq and is a predicted model, not a curated record. Lineage: Eukaryota; Metazoa; Chordata; Aves; Pelecaniformes; Threskiornithidae.
AUGGGUCCGUUGCAGAAACGACAGAGAACCGUGGAGGACUUCAACCAGUUCUGCACCUUCGUUUUGGCCUACGCAGGCUACAUCCCCUACCCUGAAGAGAACGAGCCCUGGACCCACGGAGGCAGCAUGAGUCCCCAGAACAGCACGGGGAGCACUCAGGACAGCGAUAGCUGGGCCUCGUCCCACUCCUCCGACUGCCACCAAACCAAACGGAAGAAACCACCAGCAAAGAAACUCAUUUUGGAGCAGGAGGUGGAGAAGAGGGUGCCGCUGGGCGCUGGGAAGGGCUUUGGGGCAGAGCAGGACGGGGUGAAGGAGCUGGCUGUGCUGGAGGGACAGGUGCCUCCCGUGAAAGAGCAGCUCUUGGAGCCUGCCCCCAACCCGGCUGGGGAUCCCCAGCCCAACUCCCUCCUGGAGGAGCUGAUGAAGGAGGAGAAGGACUGGAUGCACGGAGCGCAGGGGACCGAGAAGCCAGCGGGAGAUGAUCCUCAGCUAAAGGAGCACGACCCCUGCUCUGGAGGGAGGAAAAGCCCCAGUUCUUGUAGUACCUUGGACCAAAGCGAAGGGGAAGAUGCAAGCAGAGGGAGCUCCCAGCUUAGCGCAGUUGAAUUCGCAGCAGCUCCCAACACCAAAGCGGAAGACGACGAUGCCUGGGAUCUGAUCACCUGCUUCUGCCUGAAGCCCUUCGCAGGGAGGCCCAUGAUCGAAUGUAACGAAUGCGCUACCUGGAUCCACCUCUCUUGUGCCAAGAUCCGCAAAUCCAACGUGCCUGAGGUUUUCAUCUGCCAGCGAUGCCGCGAUGCCAAGCAGGAGAUUCGCCGCUCGAACCGAGCUCGGACGGUGCCCCGCAAGCGCUUCUGUGACUGA